AUGUCUGAAGAGUUGAUCCUUCAUCAUUAUGACUCAUCUCCAUUCGGGGAGAAAAUUCGUUUAGCUUUAGGUUUGAAAAAUCUACGCUGGCGCUCAGUCAUCAAUAGUGUAGUUCCUCCACGGCCUUUUCUCACACCGUUAACGGGUGGUUACCGUCGUAUACCAGUACUUCAAAUUGGUGCUGAUAUCUAUUGUGAUACACAUCUUAUUUUACGAACAAUUGAUCGUCUACGACCUGAUGCACCAUCACUUUUUGCCAAUAAAACAACUGAACCAUUGUGUUGGUGGUGGGAUAAAGCAACAUUCGCGCCUGCAGUUGCAAUUUGGGCAAGUUUUGUAGGUGAUAAAUUGCCAAAAGAGUUCAUUGAUGAUCGGAAAACAUUUGCACCGGGCUUUGAAUUAAAUAAGGAAGCAAGCGGAGCAAAUCUAUCUCUACAUGUUCAACAUAUUAAUGCGCAUUUAGUUUGGUUAAUCGAUAUGUUAGCUGAUGGCCGUCCAUUCCUUCUAGGAGAACCAUCAGCACUUGAUGUUACAGCAUAUCAUACGCUUUGGCUUGUUAAACAAAAUUGUGGUGAAGGAGCCGCAACACUUCUUCCAGAUUUAUAUCAACCAGGAGUGUUACUUUCAUGGUUUGAACGCGUUGCUGCAUUUGGUCAUGGAACUAGAGAAGCUUUAACACAAGAGCAAGCAUUUGAGAUAGCUAAGCAAGCUACGCCUGUUGAACCGAAUUACAUUUCACAGAACAUUGAUAAUGAAUGGGAGAUUGGUGACAAGUUACGCAUUGUGCCUGAUGAUACAGGUCGUGUACCAGUUGAAGGAACGUUAGUAGCAGCCGAUCGUCAUGAAAUGGUUUUGAGGAUCUCAGAUGAGAAGACCGGCAAUAUUAAUGUUCAUUUUCCACGCGCUGGAUUCGAGGUUACACGAGCCUAA
Molecule: messenger RNA, 930 nt
Organism: Adineta ricciae
Lineage: Eukaryota; Metazoa; Rotifera; Eurotatoria; Adinetida; Adinetidae
Source: the annotation of a GenBank genome assembly